UUCCACAGUAUGAAAACAUACUAUGGAAGUGAAUGGGCACUAGUAACUUGUGAUGGUAAGUAAAAGACAGAAUGUUUAUUUUUGCUGAACUAUCCCUUCAAGUAAAAAAAUAAUAACCUUUUUCCUUCCUUUCUAGUGUAAUGUAGACUAAUACUUGGUAACACUUCACAUAUUAAUUUACACAUAAAAGAGGAGAUAAAAGAGGUAUAAGUAGUACGAUGUUUCAUAUUUACCAUACUUAGUUUCAAACCAAUUCUUUAUGGUGUAGAAAACUAAACGUUUCGGAAAUAAAGAUUUCUAGAUGUCUCAGUGAAAGCCACAAUAUAAUUUCACUUCUCCAUAUCCAGUUAAAGAGACAGCUCACCUAAAAAUGAAUAUUUAGCUUUUUUCACUUUUUUAGCUAUUCAGUUUCUGUUUAGUGUUUAGUUUCUAUUUAGUUGCUAUUUAGUAUUUAUUUAUUUUCUGAAGAAUGUUGGCACCCAAACAGCUGUUGGUUUCCAUUGAAUUCCAUAAUAUUUUUUUUUUCCUAUACUGUGGAAGUUACUGGCUACCAGCAACGGUCUUUAAAAUACUUUUUCUUGUGUUCAACAGAAGAAAGAAACUUUUACAGGUUUGGAACUACCUUUUGUAAAUGCUGACAGAAUAUUCAUGUUUGGGUGAACUAUCUCUUUAAGCAUACUCGCCACACUGCUAGAAAGUGAGAGAGAGACAAGACGAAAGAGAGGAAGAGAGUACCAUACAGUGAGAAAAAGGCAGGAAGAAAUGCUGAACUCUCACUUUGGCAGCAUUUUAUACUACUCUAAAAGUGACAUAUUGAGAUUUAGCGUAGCACCAAUGUCUGAAUGAAAAUCUGCUGUAUGUUAUCAGUGACUUCUCCUGUGUAUAACUAUGAUGAGCCCAGAUUCAGAGCAAAACUUCUCUUGCCACAACUUGUAUGACCAUCGUCCAGUGGCCCGAAUUCUCAUCCCUCUGGCCUACUCCAUCAUAUGUCCGGUGGGACUUUUAGGCAACGCCCUGGCUCUUCACGUGAUCUUCCUCAACAUCACCAAACUUAAUUCCAUCACGCUUUAUUCCGCCAACCUGGCUGUGUCUGAUAUCCUGUUCUGCCUGUCGCUUCCACUUCGAGCUGUUUACUAUGGCCUCGGCUUCCACUGGCCCCUGGGGGAAGGACUGUGUAAAGCCAUAGCACUGCUCUUCUAUUUGAAUUGCUAUGCCGGGGUAAACUUCAUGACCUGUUUGGCAGUGGAUCGUUUUGUGGCGCUGGUGUUUCCUCUAAAGCUGGCGAAAUUAAGAAAGGUGAAAAACGCACGGAUAGUGUGUCUAGCUAUAUGGUUGGUGGUUUUUGCCCAGACGUUGCCUCUUCUGACCAUUAACUUGACCAAAAAGGAGCCUGACAACAGCAUCACUUGUAUGGAAUACCCCAACUUUGAAGGUCUUUUCAAAGGGCUGCCCUACAUGCUGAUCGUGGGGGUAGUUUUAGGCUUCGGAGUGCCAGUGGCGACCAUCCUCGUCUGCUAUUCAAUAGUGACCCGUAAGCUACAUCUAGCAGCAAAGUCUAACCGACUCACAGAACGUUCUGGAAGAACCAAAAAAGCAAGAGGAGUGAUCGCAGGAGUGGUAUUUGUGUUUCUGGUGUGUUUCAGCCCAUACCAUAUAGAUCUACUGCAAUACAUGAUUCGAAAACUCACCUACGAUCCAGACUGCACUGAGCUACGGUCCUUUCAGAUAUCCCUGCAUAUUACGGUGUGUCUUAUGAACUUAAACUCCUGCCUGGAUCCCUUUGUUUACUUUUUUGCAUGUAAAGGCUACAAGCAGAAGCUGAUGAGAAUGAUGAAGUGGCAGGUUGGCACCCACUUCUCCAGUGCUGGAAGAACCUCGCCUGAAAGCUCAGGCACAGGUGACGUGCUCGGCACACGCCGCAACACCGGAAUAAAAAUGAACACUAUUAGAGAAGGUCUGUAGAACAAUUAUCAACAAAAGCCAACAUAAACUGAUGAAACGUGACAUCACAGACACACAUGGAGCCAAAAUUGAGACUUAAAAGCCAAAUACAAGGCUAAUUAAAACCACAAGUGGCCUAAGAAGUCACAGACAACUUGCCUCUCCAGACUGCAAACAGCACAUGCUUCAUGAAACAGAUGGACACUUGACAAGCUGGCAUCAAUGUGGUUAAAAAGAAAAAAAUAUACCUGCUGCAAAAAGACUAUAAUCCAUGAAGUAAGUGUUGAACGUUUUCAAACGUGUCAUUCAAAACGUAUUUGUUAAAGGGAUAAAAAAUGAAUUUGUCAAUAUUUACACUGCCAGUCAAAUGUUUUUGAACAGUAAGAUUUUUAAUGUUUUUUAAAGAGGUUUCUUCUGCUUACCAAGUCUGCAUUUAUUUGAUUCAAAAUUUUGAAAUAUUUUUACUAUUUAAAAUAACUGUUUUCUAUUUGAAUACAUUUUAAAAAUGCAAUUUAUUCCUGUGAUUUCAAAGCUGAAUUUUAGCAUAAUUACUGCAGUCACAUGAUCCUUCAGAAAUCACUCUAAUAUAAUAAUAAUUAGAGGUCGACCGAUGUAUCGGUUUUGCUGAUUAAUCGGCACCGAUAAUUGAUUGGUGGAACUAUCCAUGCCGAUAGUUUUUUCCGGGUUGGGUCCGUUGCUAGAGCGGCUGAGAAGGUCGUCAUUAUACAGCAAAUUCCCUAUAGUCUUUGUGUAAACAGCAAGAGAGCGGCCUCUAGUGCCAGAAAUCACUGACAGUAUGUGCCGUUUGUUUAGACACGUGACACUGCUCACUGCACAGAGCGGGACACUUCAAAUGCGGAUUUAAAACAUCGACAACGAAACGGUGUGUACAGUAUACUGUAGUGCAUGUGUCCAUGUCAUUACUAAGCGAUGAAUUUGUUGACUAGAUGCUGCAUUAGUGGAGAAAGGACAGCAGUAUAUUUUUGCCCAUUUGGUGAUCAAAUAAAGUCUUGUAGACCACCGCUUGAAUUAAACGCAAUGAGACGCGUCCAGUGUGUGUGAUACCGGACAGCUGCGAGUUCUUCUAGACGAAGCGCUGCACUUUUGCCCAUUGUGUGACUAACAUAUUUUUAUAUUUUGAUUAGAUAACCACAAAUGUUCUAGAACAGAAGCAGUUAAACUGUGAAAGUACACAAUAUCCAAAUGUAUGCAAUUUCAAUACUGUGGCCUUUGUGUAGAUAUUUAAAGAUGGCCAU
Labeo rohita (rohu) is the source of this 3197-nucleotide messenger RNA. It is a transcript of the gene gpr183b, whose product is annotated as G protein-coupled receptor 183b. Gene Ontology annotation, molecular function: oxysterol binding; G protein-coupled receptor activity. Gene Ontology annotation, cellular component: membrane. The coding region runs from base 889 to 1962 and encodes 357 amino acids. The record is from RefSeq and is a predicted model, not a curated record. NCBI's taxonomy places the organism in Eukaryota, Metazoa, Chordata, Actinopteri, Cypriniformes, Cyprinidae. The transcript is spliced from 2 exons. Gene Ontology annotation, biological process: G protein-coupled receptor signaling pathway.